Messenger RNA from Aegilops tauschii subsp. strangulata, 2098 nucleotides. Its product is annotated as EH domain-containing protein 1. Gene Ontology annotation, biological process: endocytosis; endosomal transport. Lineage: Eukaryota; Viridiplantae; Streptophyta; Magnoliopsida; Poales; Poaceae. Gene Ontology annotation, cellular component: plasma membrane; cytoplasm. The record is from RefSeq and is a predicted model, not a curated record. Gene Ontology annotation, molecular function: calcium ion binding; GTP binding; protein binding.
CGUGGGUUCGAGCCAAACUCCACUCCAGUCAAUCAAUCGCAACCCCUGCGAGCAGUAAAAGCCAUUUUUGAACUCGCUGUUUGUGCCACCUCACCUCACAGCAGCCGCCACGUCCCCGGCGUGGCGGUAGCCUCGCGUCGCAGUAGGGUUUUACCUUUGCUUCCCCUUUCCCCAAGCUGCAGAGGCCGCGGCGACCGAGGCGGGAAGAGGGGAGCCAUGGAGAUCGGGGGGCAGCACCCGGCGAGCAGCUGCUCCAAGGAGCACCAGAAGAUCUACCGCGACUGGUUCGCCCUCGCCGACUCAGAUGGCGACGGCCGCAUCACCGGCCCCGACGCCAUCAAGUUCUUCGCCAUGUCCAGCCUCCCCCGCGCCGACCUCAAGCAGGUCUGGGCCAUCGCCGACUCCAAGCGGCUGGGGUACCUCGGCUUCGGCGAAUUCAUCACCGCGAUGCAGCUCGUCUCUCUGGCGCAAGCGGGGAACGAGAUAUCCCAGGACAGCCUUCAGCGCGAAGAUCUAAUCAGCUUCAAUCCCCCAGUGAUGGAGGGUUUGGAUGCUCAACUUGCCAAAUCCAAGCAUCUGGCAAAGAGGGUCGAUCAGGAUAUGGAUGGAUUUCCUCAGGCACAGGGACCUUCUACUAACCAUUGGUUCAACUCGAAGUCAUCCAAGAAGAUACCCCUGACUGCUGUUACUUCUGUCAUUGAUGGUUUAAAAAGACUAUACAUCGAAAAAUUGAAGCCUUUGGAAGUUACAUACAAAUUCAAUGAUUUUGUGUCCCCUUUACUGACAAACAGUGAUUUUGAUGCAAAGCCAAUGGUUAUGCUCUUAGGUCAAUAUUCUACAGGGAAAACUACUUUCAUCAAGCAUCUGCUAAAAACAAGCUAUCCAGGUGCCCAUAUUGGACCGGAGCCGACAACCGACAGAUUUGUUGUUGUCAUGUCAGGACCUGAUGAAAGGACUAUCCCUGGGAAUACUUUAGCUGUUCAAGCAGAUAUGCCUUUUAGUGGUCUCACAACAUUUGGGACUUCGUUUUUGUCCAAGUUCGAAUGCUCUCAGAUGCCACAUCCACUACUAGAGCAUAUCACAUUUGUCGACACACCUGGUGUUCUUUCUGGUGAAAAGCAACGGACACAACGUAGCUAUGAAUUCACAGGUGUUACAUCAUGGUUUGCUGCCAAGUGUGACCUUAUCCUGCUUCUGUUUGAUCCUCAUAAGCUUGAUAUCAGCGAUGAGUUUAAACGUGUCAUCGGAUCUUUACGUGGACAUGAUGACAAAAUACGUGUAGUUCUAAACAAGGCCGACCAAAUUGACACUCAACAGCUUAUGAGAGUGUAUGGUGCACUUAUGUGGUCUCUUGGUAAAGUAUUGAAUACCCCUGAGGUGUCUCGCGUUUAUAUUGGAUCGUUCAAUGAUAAACCAGUAAAGGAAUCAGCUGUUGGCCCGAUCGGAAAGGAACUAUUUGAGAAAGAGCAGGAUGAUCUCCUUUCUGAUCUAAAAGAUAUACCAAAGAAAGCUUGUGACCGCAGGAUCAAUGAAUUCGUCAAACGUGCUAGAGCUGCCAAGAUACAUGCUUAUAUAAUUGGGCAUCUAAAGAAUCAGAUGCCUACGAUGAUGGGGAAAGCUAAAGCCCAGCAGAAACUUAUAGACAAUUUGGAGGGCGAGUUUGCAAAGGUGCAAAGGGAGCAUCAUCUUCCAGCAGGGGAUUUCCCUUACGUGGAGCACUUCAGAGAAGCAUUGGGCGGGUACAGCAUCGACAGGUUCGAGAAGGUGAAGCCCAAGAUGAUCCAGGCGGUGGACGACAUGCUCGGGUACGACAUCCCGGAGCUGCUCAAGAACUUCAGGAACCCUUACGAGUGAGCAGACAUCAUGAUGGAAAGACCGGCUUCGGUCUCAGGCGUAGAUGGUGGUAGCCAGUCUAGUAGGGUAUUUUAUUGCUAUAUUGUACCCAUUGCUGUGUAACUGUAUGCAUAAGAGCCAGAAGCAAUUGCUCAAUUGUUGGCUGGAGAACGGCCUUGUUGUAAUGGCAUGGAAAGAAUUCGGAAUAUGGUAUGGUGGGGUGGUCGCGUUGAUCCUUGAGAUGAUUAUCUAUUCGUUCGGAAGA